CUGCAGCCGCUGCGACAGGGAGCCGCUCCAGAUCUGCUGUCCACGCCAGAAGGUCGGAGGUCAGUGAAGGCAGAGGAACCGGUGGGAUCGAGAUGAUGUCCAUGCAAAUGAGCGAGGCGGACAGCGUGGUGAAGGUGGCCGAGUGGCAGCAGACCUACUACGCCUCCGACUCGGGGAUCCAGUCCGGGGCCACCACGGUGCGGGACGACGAGAGCAGCGAGUACAGCGGCGGCAAGAAGUACGCCGGCAGCACCGCGGCCAGCUCCGCCGCCGCCGCCGCCGGGCCCGCCGCGGCCGGGGGCGGCGGGGACCGGGACCGGGACCGGGGGGCCGGCGGGGCUGAGAGCCCCACAGAUUUAGAGGACCAGUACUCACUAACCCGGGCUCAGCGUGUCAGGGCCGCCAUGUUUCCAGAGACGCUGGUGGAGGGGGAGGCGGCCAUGCCCGUCCAGUCGGACCCGUCGCAGCAGAGCAACGUGCAGCGGCUGGCCGAACCCUCCCAGCUGCUGAAGACCGCCAUCGUGCACCUCAUCAACUACCAGGACGACGCCGAGCUGGCCACCAGGGCGGUGCCAGAGCUCACCAAGCUGCUGGCCGACGACGACCCGGUGGUGGUGAACAAGGCGGCCAUGAUCGUCAACCAGCUGACCCGGAAGGAGGCCAGCCGCCGCGUGCUGGUGCAGUCGCCGGCCAUGGUGGGGGCCGUGGUGCGCGCCAUGACCACGGCGGCGGACAUGGAGACGGCCCGCUGCACGGCCAGCGUCCUCCACAGCCUGUCGCACCAGAGGGAGGGGCUGCACGCCAUCUUCAAGUCCGGCGGGAUCCCGGCGCUGGUCCGCAUGCUCAGCUCGCCGGUGGAGUCGGUCUUAUUUUACGCCAUCACCACUCUGCACAACCUGCUGCUGCAUCAGGAGGGAGCCAAGAUGGCCGUGCGCCUGGCCGACGGCCUGCAGAGGAUGGUUCCCCUGCUGAAGAAGAGCAACCCCAAGUUCCUGGCCAUCACCACGGACUGCCUGCAGCUGCUGUCCUACGGAAACCAGGAGAGCAAGCUGAUCAUCCUGGCCAACGGGGGACCAGAGGGUCUGGUUUUCAUCAUGCGGAACUACAACUACGAGAAGCUGCUGUGGACCACCAGCCGCGUUCUCAAAGUGCUCUCCGUCUGUCCCAGCAACAAGCCGGCCAUCGUGGAGGCUGGGGGGAUGCAGGCUCUGGGCCAACACCUGACAGGAUCCAGCCAGCGUCUGAUCCAGAACUGUCUGUGGACGCUUCGCAACCUGUCCGACGCUGCAACCAAACAGGAGGGUCUGGACGGCCUGCUGCAGAUCCUGGUCACCCAGCUGGGCUCGGACGACGUCAACAUGCUCACCUGCGCCACCGGCAUCCUGUCCAACCUCACCUGCAACAACUCCCGCAACAAGACUCUGGUGACUCAGUUCGGAGGGGUGGAGGCGCUGAUCCACGCCGUGCUCCGCGCCGGAGAGAAGGAGGACGUGGCCGAGCCGGCGGUGUGCGCCCUGCGCCACCUCACCUCCCGCCACCAGGACGCCGAGCUGGCCCAGAAUGCCGUGCGGCUGCACUACGGUAUUCCUGCUGUGGUGAAGCUGCUGGGACAGCCGCACUACUGGCCUGUGGUGAAGGCCACGGUGGGCCUGAUCCGGAACCUGGCGCUCUGCCCGGCCAAUCAGGCGCCGCUCAGGGAGGCGGGCGCCAUCCCACGGCUGGUCAACCUGCUGCUGAAGGCUCACCAGGACACGCAGAGACACGCCUCGUCUGCACAGCAGACGUACCAGGACGGCGUUCGGAUGGAGGAGAUCGUGGAGGGCUGCACGGGGGCUCUGCACAUCCUGGCCAGAGACCCCAUCAACAGAGGAGAGAUCGCCAGCAUGCAGACCAUCCCUCUGUGUGUGCAGCUGCUCUACUCGUACGUGGAGAACGUGAAGCGGGUGUCCGCCGGCGUCCUGUGCGAGCUGGCCCUGGACAAACAGUCUGCGGAGCUCAUCGACGCCGAGGGAGCCUCGGCGCCGCUCAUGGAGCUGCUGCACUCCAACAACGAGGGGAUCGCCACCUACGCAGCGGCGGUGCUGUUCAGGAUCUCCGAGGACAAGAGCUCAGACUACAGGAAGCGGGUGUCGGUGGAGCUCACACACUCCCUGUUCAAGCACGACCCGGCGGCCUGGGAGAUGGCUCACUCCGCUGUUCCCCUGGAGCCCACGUACCUGGCCGACGAGCUGGACGGGUCGUAUCCCGCCUACGGCUACGCCGAUCUGCCUCUGGACACGCUGCCUCUAGACCCCGACCUCCAUGAGCCCUACAUUCCCGACAUGACCUACGACCCCCGACAGGCCUACCCCGAGCCGCUCUAACAGGGAAGGAACUGGUAACAGUGAAAGAGACCAUGAGAAAAUCCCAGAGAAAGAGAGACUGGAGGGCUGGAUAGAGGAUGAGGACCGGAGCUCACCGUCGGAAUCGGAUCCCUCCACCGACGGGGAAUCGGUUCCAUUUGGGCAAUCAAGAACUGUGACGAGAGGUUGCUUACAAAAAAACAAAACAAAAAAACAAAAAAAGAGGUUUAUUGUCGCUGUAAAUUAAAAAAUGUGACUUUGUUAUAUUGUUUUACUGUGGGGUAAAAGCAGGGGAUGUGGGGGGGUCUGAUCAACCGAGGCAUCUUUACACGGGUAACUUUUUGAAGCAAUCAGAUGAGGUGAGAAUGCCUUAGACACCGACAGGAGCCAUGCCCCAGGAGUCCGCCGAGAACCCCACCAAAUGUUUUUCCAUUCCAUCUUUAAAGAUUCAGAAAGAAAAACUGCACAAAACUCCAGUUCUCUGCGAUGUGACGUCAGCGAUGCAAAGUCUGCCUCCUCUUUAGAUUCAUUUAGUUUUUUAAUCCCAGUGAGGAAAAAUGAUCGUUUAAAAAAAAAAAAAAAAACCCAGAAAAGUCAUUCCUGAAUUCACUGAAGCGCUGAGGAAAGUGAUGUGUCCCGAAUCGGCAGCAUUGCUACCAAAUGCUACCCGUGUAUCGCGGCCGCCGCUGCCGUCUUCUCGAUGUCUCCUCUGUGUGUUUGAACAGUGCACAUGUCCCAGGGUGUCCACGUGUGGUCGUUGCAUGGUAGUAUAUUGUGUACUCAUUGAAAUAGUCCUCACCUUCACAUACCAAGAAGAAGAAGAAGAAGAAGAAGAAGAAAAAAGAAUCUGGAUUUUACAAGCCAUUUUUGGAUCGUGUCAGCCAUUUUGGAUCUGAACUGGACUACAAAUCCCAACGUGGCGCUCUCGCUGGUGGGAACUUCUCAAACGUUGGCAGGAAAUGACUUGUCCAAGCUGCUGGUCUGUCCAGCAGGGGACUGCGAACCCGUGGUUUUUGGUUUGGUUUGUUCCUCAGCCGUAGCCAGGCGGUCCUGACGGCCUCCUGUGGAAGCGGACCACAGGUUUAACCCACGAGGCUCGUUCUGCUCAUUUCAGCCACGGUGCGUUCGAGUGGUCAGAAGGACUGAGGGGGUCAGAGCCGCUUCAACACGUGUUUAUUUGACCUGCUGUAUUUCCCAUCAAGGUUCAAAGGUCAUGCUAACUGGUCCCUUCUUCUUUGUAAGAAGGACGUUUAUUUAAAGGUGCAGUAUGUAAAAUUUAAGUGGCCGACGGGGGUCAGUUUUUUUAGACUUUUUCUCAGCAUUUCACUCCUUUCAGUUGUCGUCAUUUUUCACACUGGACUAGACUGGACGCUCAGCUCGCUAACCUGGAGCUCAAAACACGGACAUCAGUGGACUGACGUCAGUUUUAUGUGAUACGAUCAUUUAAUGGUCUUAAAACUACAUACUGUGCCUUUAAAAGUGAGUCCAACAACAUCAAUUAAAGCACAAAACAUGGAGGAUGCCCGACAGGUUAAGCUAAUGUAGCUCAGGAAAUCGAAAGAGAAGUACUUAUUGAGACCAGAACACUUUCAUUCUUGGAUUAUACCGAAGUAUUGAAGCUGAUCAAUCCUCACAAUCAAUCAAGAAAUAGUGUUUUAUCUUAUUAAAAUCAUAUUUUUACGCUCAGCCUUUCGUCCAGUUAGCUAACAUAGCGCUGACGGAGUUCCAAGUAACCCCAACACUUCUCUCUGUUUUCUUUUUAAAUUGAAAUGACUCCUGUUUGAGCUUCAUUUUGCACACUGCAUGUCCUCGGUUUUCUGUUCUGGACGUUCUGCUGCUGUCAGAGAAACCGGAGAGUCGUCUGCGUACGUCAGCUGGAAGAAGCAGCUUCGGUCAUUUAAAUCCUGUUUUUUCUUCUUACCGUCCCGUUUAAAAUGCAUCGCUCUUUCUUUUGUAAUAAUUGAAUUCAGGCUGGAGUGAAGGUAGCGAGGCCAAAGUUAGCGUGAACUUUAGAGUUCCUCCCAUGACAGAUACAGCAGGUUGACGGUCCUGGAGCAGGACGGACGGACGGCCGGACCUCUGCGGAUCAUGUUGCAGAAGCAAACGGACGGAGCAGCCGCCGCCGGCGGUGUUCAGAAAGCACAAUGACUUCAAUGAAUCAGCUGCUGAGGCGACCUGCUGCAGCCACACUGUUCCUAAACCUCACUGAGUCAUUAAAAAAUGGUAUUUUCAA
Molecule: messenger RNA, 4575 nt
Organism: Salarias fasciatus (jewelled blenny)
Lineage: Eukaryota; Metazoa; Chordata; Actinopteri; Blenniiformes; Blenniidae
Product: junction plakoglobin-like
Exons: 18
Coding region: 93-2363 (756 amino acids)
Biological process (GO): cell adhesion
Molecular function (GO): cadherin binding
Source: RefSeq, a predicted model, not a curated record